AUGUCCGUCUUCGCCCUGGCCCCCAAGCCCCCCAGUCUCCUCGGCUACCACCGCGUCCUCUCCAGCACCGCCGGCGUCAAGGUCUCGCCGCUAUGCCUGGGCACCAUGAACUUCGGCACGACCUGGAAGGACUUUAUGGGCGAGUGCGACAAGGAGCAGUCGUUUGCGCUACUGGAUGAGUUCUUCAGGCUGGGCGGGAACUUCUUGGAUACAGCCAACAACUACCAACAAGAAGAGUCGGAAACCUGGAUCGGAGAGUGGAUGAAGGCGCGCGGGAAUCGCGAUCAGAUGGUCAUCGCAACAAAAUACACAACCGGCUACCGCACCUCCCACCGAGCCACGCAGCCCCUCCAAUCCAACUACGUCGGCAACUCCCUAAAGUCCCUCCGGCUCUCCGUGACCGCCAGCCUUGAAAAGCUGCAGACCGACUAUAUCGACAUUCUCUACGUGCACUGGUGGGACUUCACCACCUCCGUGGAGGAGGUCAUGCACGGCCUCAACGCCCUAGUCACCUCGGGGAGGGUCCUCUACCUCGGCGUCUCAGACACACCCGCCUGGAUAGUCGUCAAGGCGAACGACUACGCCCGCGCCCAUGGAUUACGUCCGUUCAGCGUCUACCAGGGCAAAUGGAACGCUGGGUUCCGCGACAUCGAGCGCGAGAUCCUCCCUAUGUGUCGCGACCAGGGAAUGGCGAUUGCGCCGUGGGCGCCGCUGGGACAGGGGAGGUUUAAGGCUGCGAAGGCGCGCGAUGCCGGUGAUGGGAGUGCGCGGGCGUCGAAGAUGAGCGAGGAGGAGGUCAGGGUGUCGGAUGCGCUUGAGAAGAUUGCGCAGGGGAAGGGCGUGAGCUUGCAUGCGAUUGCCCUCGCUUACAUCCUGCACAAAUCACCACACGUCUUCCCGAUCAUCGGGCAGCGCAAGAUCGAGCACCUCCGCGCCAAUGUCGAAGCCCUGAGCGUGCGUCUGUCGGCCUCCGAGCUCGAUGACAUCGACGCCGCGUCGUCCUUCGACGUCGGGUUCCCCAUGAACUUCAUCUUCCGCGAUUACUCGACGACGCGGAGUACCGCUGCGGAUGUCUGGUUGACGCAGGUGGCGGCGCAUAUCGAUGCGCCGCCGCAUCCGGGCCCGGUUGUGCCGAGGGGGGAGUAA
Molecule: messenger RNA, 1146 nt
Organism: Aspergillus mulundensis
Lineage: Eukaryota; Fungi; Ascomycota; Eurotiomycetes; Eurotiales; Aspergillaceae
Product: Sterigmatocystin biosynthesis dehydrogenase stcV
Exons: 4
Coding region: 1-1146 (381 amino acids)
Source: RefSeq, a predicted model, not a curated record